AAAUUUAAAUAAAUAAAUAAAUAAUAAUUUUACCUGAGCGUCAAUCGUCUAUAAAUAUACCAAGUUACAGCCACGCUAGGCAAACCGCUCAUCCAGCCAAGCAGGCAAAGGCAAACCAAUCAAGCUCAAAAUCACAGAGCUCAUAUAUACAUACAUCCGCCAUUGAAAAUCUUUUGUCAAUAGCAUAUCGGAAUCCGACACACCGCCUUGUUCUUCCUCUCCACCCUUUCUCUCUUACCCCAGGCUGUAACAUGGAAGGUUGUACCCUUCCAUGCUCGUACAGUCCUCUCCCUGCAGAACCAACUCCGGCGAGGUACAGGCCACCCAAGAAGGCUACGCUCAUGGUCUUUUCUGGGUUGUUGAUGCUUGGUCUAGUUUUGGCCAUUAUCAAUGGUUCUAGGGAUUCGGAUGUCCGUGCAAAUGGGAAUGCAUCACUGGAUAAGUUAAAAUCAUCAAUGCCAUUACCGUCGGAGCCCUUGCAGCCGGUGUCACGUGGGCCAUCGGCCGGGGUGUCGGAAAAGUCGAACCUGGUAAUGGCCGGCGUCAAUGUGAUGUCGUUUCCAUGGAACAAUACCAUGUUGUCCUGGCAGAGGACCGCUUACCAUUUCCAGCCAGAGAAGAAUUGGAUGAAUGAUCCUAAUGGGCCUAUGUUCUACAAGGGAUGGUACCACUUUUUCUACCAGUACAAUCCAAAUGGAGCAGUGUGGGGUGACAUAGUUUGGGGGCAUGCAGUGUCCAGGGACUUGAUCCAUUGGCUUCACCUUCCUUUAGCAAUGAUCGCUGAUGAGUGGUAUGACAUAAACGGUGUUUGGACUGGGUCUGCAACACUCCUUCCUGAUGGCCAAGUUAUCAUGCUUUACACUGGAUCCACUAAUGAGUCGGUGCAGGUUCAAAAUCUUGCAUAUCCUGCCAACCUGUCUGAUCCUCUCCUCAUCAACUGGGUCAAGUACUCCGGAAACCCCGUUCUUCUCCCGCCACGGGGUAUCAACUUCAAGGACUUCCGGGACCCGACAACGGCUUGGUACACAUCGGACGGGAGAUGGCACAUUGCCAUUGGGUCCAGGGUUAACACGACAGGCAUUACUUUGGUCUACCACACCAAGGACUUCAAGAGCUUUGAGCUUUUAGAUGGUGUGCUCCAUGCUGUCCCUGCCACUGGCAUGUGGGAGUGUGUAGACUUCUAUCCUGUGUCAAAGAAUGCUGAGCAGGGUUUGGACACAUCGGUUAAUGGGGCUGAAGUGAAGCAUGUAUUCAAAACUAGCCUUGACAAUGAUAAGCACGAUUAUUAUGCACUUGGGACUUAUGAGAAGGCUAAUGGUAGAUGGGUUCCCGAUGACCCCAAGAUCGGUAUUGGAAUUAGGUAUGACUAUGGGAUUUUCUAUGCAUCCAAAACCUUCUAUGAUGUGCGUAAGGGAAGGAGGGUGUUGUGGGGUUGGAUUGGAGAGUCUGAUAGUGAAAAUGCAGAUGUUCAGAAGGGCUGGGCAUCAGUACAGAGCAUUCCAAGGACAGUGUUGCUUGAUAAAAAGACUGGUACCAAUUUGCUUCAAUGGCCAGUGGAGGAGGUGGACAGUUUGAGACUGAGCAGCAAAGAGUUUGACAAGGUGGAGGUGAGGCCAGGAUCAGUUGUUCCACUAGAUGUUGAGACAGCCACACAGUUGGACAUUGUCGCGGAGUUUGAGUUAGAUAAGGAGGCUUUGGAGAGGGCAAACCAAACCAAUGUGGAAUCCAUGAUCAGCUGCAGCACCAGCGGUGGAGCUGCUGGACGUGCUGCACUGGGACCCUUUGGUCUUCUUGUUCUUGCAGAUGAUGGCCUUUCUGAGUACACUCCUGUGUAUUUUUAUGUUGCCAAAGGAGCUGAUGGCAAUCUCAAAACUUUCUUCUGUGUUGAUCAGUCAAGGUCUUCCGAGGCAAGUGAUGUUAACAAACAAGUUUAUGGGAGCUCAGUUCCAGUUCUAAAAGACGAGAAAUUAUCUGUAAGAUUACUGGUGGAUCAUUCAAUAGUUGAAAGCUUUGCUCAAGGAGGGAGGACAUGCAUCACAUCGCGUGUUUAUCCGACAAAGGCAAUCUAUGGGGCUACUCGGCUAUUUCUCUUCAACAAUGCUACUGAGGCCACUGUAACUUGUUCACUCAAGAUAUGGCAAAUGAAUUCUGCCUUCAUACGCCCCUUUCACCCUGACCAAGAAACUUGGAUUUAAAGGAGUGGAAGAUGAAAACAAGAAAGUGUGCUCCUUUGGCAAUCAAAAUGUCCACUUCCAACACCCUAAAACACCCAAUCAUUUUACCCAUUUUGUGUAAGAUUCAUCCUUUGUAACAUUCCCUAUCUUAGCCUCAGUUUUGUCCAUAGAUUGGUUGAGCCUAGGUUAGCUUAGUAAAAUUUAUGAAAGGCCCAUAAAAGGAAUCAAUUGAUUCAAUUUUUAUUUAUUUAUUUUUAUUUUUUGGUAUGAUGGAAGGGUAAUCAAAUUUGAUUCUACUGGGAACAUAGGCAUACUUUUGCCACAUAGCACGAGAUUACCAGUAUCUGCGAUUGAUGCAUUUGAUGUUCUAUUUCUGUAUUUUCAUCAUAUCAUUUUGUCAAGUUUACUGAAAAAUAGUCAAUUUCACAUUUGAAGUAUGAAAUGAA
Messenger RNA from Corylus avellana, 2620 nucleotides. Its product is annotated as acid beta-fructofuranosidase. Lineage: Eukaryota; Viridiplantae; Streptophyta; Magnoliopsida; Fagales; Betulaceae. Gene Ontology annotation, biological process: carbohydrate metabolic process. The record is from RefSeq and is a predicted model, not a curated record. Gene Ontology annotation, molecular function: beta-fructofuranosidase activity.